AUGAAGUUAAAAAUGGUUUUGAAUAUUAGUGAAACGACAAUAUUCCUUCUUCUAACUGGACUUGGCACUGUGGCAAAUAUUUCUGUUUUUGUGAAUUACAUAUGCGCUUUUGUGGGUUCUGGAAAGAAAUCUAUAUACCUUAUUCUCAUCCACCUGGCUUUUACAAAUAUUAUAACGCUUUUCUCCAAGGGCAUGCCAACGACAAUUGCAGCUUUAGGUCUGAUACAUUUCCUAGGUGAUAUAGGCUGUCACAUCACUGUUUACCUGGAUAGGGUGGCUCGGGGCCUCUCCAUCUGCACCAACAGUCUCCUCACAGUGGUCCAGGCCAUCAUCAUGAGUCCCAGAGCCUCCUGGUGGGGGAGGCUAAGACUGAGGUCUACAGGACCUGUGCUUCUCUUGCUGCUCUUCUUUUGGAUUCUCAAUUCCUUGAUUAGCAUGAACCUCCUCUAUUCCACCAGAAACAGAAGUACAAACACAUUACAACUGAGUAAAAAUAAUAAAUAUUGUUAUUUCAAAAAAGAAAGUCAGAAAAUAAACAGCAUUUUUCUCACCCUCAUGGUCCUGAGAGAUGCUGUGUUUCAGGGUGCCAUGGGAGGGGCCAGUGGCUAUAUGGUACUUCUUCUCCACAAGCACCACCAGCAUGUCCUCUACCUUCAGAACUCCAAGCUUCUCUGCAGAACCCCCCCUGAACUGAGAGCUGCUCAGAGUGUCCUCCUGCUGAUGCUCUGUUUUGUUUUCUUCUAUUCGACAGAUUGUUUUGUUUCUUUAUAUUUAUCCUUCUCUUUGAAGAAUGACUCCUUAACAUUGCAUUUGCAAGAAUUUCUGACCCUUGGUUAUGCAGUUCUCAGCCCAUUUAUGCUGAUUCACAGGGAAGGAUAUCUGUCUGAAUGUUGGCAUGCUCAGUAA
Molecule: messenger RNA, 906 nt
Organism: Mesocricetus auratus (golden hamster)
Lineage: Eukaryota; Metazoa; Chordata; Mammalia; Rodentia; Cricetidae
Product: vomeronasal type-1 receptor 1-like
Exons: 1
Coding region: 1-906 (301 amino acids)
Biological process (GO): G protein-coupled receptor signaling pathway
Cellular component (GO): membrane
Molecular function (GO): pheromone receptor activity
Source: RefSeq, a predicted model, not a curated record